This is a messenger RNA of Scaptodrosophila lebanonensis, 2990 nucleotides long. RefSeq lists its product as uncharacterized. NCBI's taxonomy places the organism in Eukaryota, Metazoa, Arthropoda, Insecta, Diptera, Drosophilidae. The transcript has 5 exons. Bases 261 to 1544 code for a protein of 427 amino acids. The record is from RefSeq and is a predicted model, not a curated record.
ACAGUUGCCGCGCACAGACAGCGAUAGCGAUAGCGACAGUGACUGGAGCAGCAUUGAAGAGAAGCUGGACAGCAGCAGCAGUAGCAGCAGGCAACAGUGGGCCGCCCCCGUACAUUGUUGAACAUAAUCCAGUAAUUAGGACACACACUUACACUCACACUACACACAGAGAAACCCACACAUAGUGCGAUUCGUUGGUUGGUUGAGUUGUCAAGUGCGAAGUAGUGGCUAUUGAAAGUGCAGAAAGGUCCUUGCGCACAAUGCAGUUCGUGUGCGGUAAUAGCCGGAGCAUGCUCCUGGCCGUACUCCUGCCUUCCUUGCUGGCACUUACUCUGGUGGCUGCGGUGCCAGCCUCUGUCUUAGCCCAGAAUACCGAGCUCUCGACGCAGCAGCAGCAACAGCAACAGCAUGAGGAUCAAGCAGCAGAGAAAAAAGCCGAGGACGCUACAGUUCCACCGGCAGACAAGAAAUCAAGUCCGGAAAUUGUGCCCGCUUCCUUCAGCAAUGCGCCACCAGCGAAGAGCCUGGCCAAGAACAACCACAACAACAACCAGCAGCAGCGCCAGCCAGUGCCCGAGCAACAACAAGCGGGCAUUUAUGCUUUGCCCACAAACGAAGAGAUUUUGGCAGCGGUCGCAUCUGCCGCCCAAAACAACCAGUUCCAGGAAGAGGCUUCUGCAGCGGCAGCGGCAGCGGCAGCAGAGGAUGUCGGCAGCACUACGCUGCGCAAAAGGGGCGUCAACUACGACUAUAAUCCUUAUGCGGCUAACGACUACGGUCCCUAUAGCGCUCCUGGCUAUGGUAGCAAUGUGCCCAAUGGCGUUUGGGCCAACGACUACGAGCCAACUGCUACUUACAACGAGAACGACCUGCAGGAUCUGGAUGACUAUGUGCCAGAGCGACAUGUGAGUAAUGGUAAUGGGCGCAACAAGGCUUACGACAAUCUGCAGAAUCUGCUCAAUGCCGAGGCCUAUCUAGAGAGCAUUCCAUUGUCGGUGCCUCUGCAGUACGCCAAUCGCAACUACGGACUGGCCGAUGACCGAAACAAGCGCGGCAUUUAUUACAACAUGGACAACGCGGGCGAGAAUUUGAAUAAAUUUCGACGCUAUGGUGACCUACGGCUAAAGCGGGACACCACCAAGCUGACACCAGCCGAUAUGUUGGCACUGGUGGCACUAGUCGAGGCGGGUGAGCGGGCGAGGAAGGAGACCGAUGCGGACAAUGCGGCUGCAGUGGGCGCUGCGGAGCCAUACGGGCCCAAGACCUACGAGAACGAGGAUCUGGACUAUGUAGGCAAUGUUGGAGUGCCGCCAGGCAAUUGGCUCGAUGCACCUGCCUUGGUGGACUACUAUGGCAUGCCCGUGAAUGUGGAGACGAUGCCCAAAUAUGAGUAUUUGCCGCGUCAGCACAAGUACGGCAAUGGCAUUAAUCGGUUUGGAUCCUCCAAGCGUUACAUGGUGAAGAAGAAGCGUUCGAUAAGCCCAUUGAUGAACGAGCCUAUGGCUGAUCGUGGAUCCAGCUACAAUGGUGAAAAGUAUUAUUAAGCCCAGCAUUGCGACGGCAGCUCUGCGACAUUUUUGAAACAUUCUCAUGGGCUUGAAGCUUAAAUAAAGUUGCCAUGCUUAUUAUAAAUAACCACCACACCAUACGGAGCCCCCGAAAAGUUUUGAUUUCCGUGCUAUUAGUUUCGUUAUUGAUUAUAAGGAUAAAAGCAAAUCAAUUAAUCAACCAAUCAUGUGCAAUUUAUGCGUAGAACUUGAAUUUUGAAAUCUUAAACGAAAACCAAUUCCAAAAAUUUAAAUAUUGUUAUAUACAAAUAUGAUAACAUAUGUCUAAGCAUACCUAUUAUGAUGUAUAUUGUAUGUACUUAUUUUAUGUCGAAACAUAAUCAAAAGUCAAUGUUUCUAAAACACUGGACAGGGUUUUGCGAUUUUGUAAAAAACAACUGGCACCCCAACCACCAACCAACCCAUCAUAAUCUCACGAAUUCAAUAUACAACGUGAACAACCUACACUAUCAGUAAAUACCUAUAUAAUAAUAAUAAUAAUAAUAAUACCUACAUAUACUAUAUAUGUAAAACUAGAGGCUUCCCGAGUAGUACAAAACAAAACAAAAGAAACUAAUUGAAAGAAAAAAGUGGAAAAACUUAAAGAAUCAUAAGGUAACUAACUAAUGCGAUAAUUCAACCGAGCUCAGUUCACGCUGGAACUACAAACACGAGAAAUGUCUGCUAUUUUGCUUUAAUUUUUAAAACAAUCGGAACUAAAAACACUGUGCAGCAGAGCAAGCAACAACUUUUAUAUAGUCAUGCGCCGAUUCGAGAAUAUUUGAUGACGCCUAUUUUAAAUGCUAUAUAUAAACGUAAACACAAAUAUCUACUUAUACUACAUACUUGCAUAUACAUAUAUGUAUGUGUAUCUGCAGCAACAUUAAAUAAUAUACUACAUUAUAAUGAAUAUAAAUAAAUGAAUAUAUGUAUGUAUACAAUACUAUAUAUGCGACUAUUUGUCAAGAACAAGUGGCUCAGCGCAUAAAUAUUUUAAAUAUUCUAUCGCGCAUCAUACAAAUUAAUCAAGAGGACGGACGGAGGAAAUUUAUUUGAAUGAAAAUUGUCUGACUGUUUUUUGGAAAAAAUAAAAUUUAUUAAUUAUUUAAUUUACUAAGAAUAUAAAUAUACAUAUACAAAUACAUACAUACAAACAUACUUAUACUAAAACGAAAGCGUUUAACAAACAUAUAUAGAUAAAUAGCGGAUAUGUGCGAUUAUAUGUGUGUAUACAAAGUAAAUAUAUAAACACUGGUAUAACUAUACAAUUUUGACAUACUACAAGUAUAUUUUGUAUUCCUUUCGACACGUCUACUUUAAACUGUCUCUAAUUUAUGGCAUUUAGGUUUUUAUAUAUGCUAUUAUUAAUUUGAAAUACAGCCAUUAACAUUUCUAAGUUGAUUUACAAUUCAAUAAAUAUGUCUUUGGUUUGAAAAACAACAA